Messenger RNA from Rana temporaria (common frog), 1684 nucleotides. RefSeq names its product diacylglycerol O-acyltransferase 2-like. The record is from RefSeq and is a predicted model, not a curated record. The transcript is spliced from 9 exons. Gene Ontology annotation, molecular function: diacylglycerol O-acyltransferase activity. NCBI's taxonomy places the organism in Eukaryota, Metazoa, Chordata, Amphibia, Anura, Ranidae. Gene Ontology annotation, biological process: triglyceride biosynthetic process. Gene Ontology annotation, cellular component: endoplasmic reticulum membrane. The coding region runs from base 248 to 1273 and encodes 341 amino acids.
GGAAGCGUCUUGCAUCUUGUAUUUGGGAAUGUGUGUGCGGGUACCAGGCAUCUCCAGCUGUCCUCACCUCCUGAACUCAGGACCACGUGUGGGAUGCAGGCUGCUCACAGCUGGGGAUGACCCUUGUCAAUGACACAAUCAGAGGGCCACCGUCACGUGUCUCCCCCUUCUGGGGGGAAGUGAUCAGAUCUAUUCUUAUUAUGAGGACCUUGGCUUCUUCCGAUGAGUGACCCCGGCAGCCUCUCAUAUGGAGCCCACGCAGGAGAGAGAAGAGAGGCACAAACACAACAGUCUGCACACAGAACUUCUGCAAAUUCUUAGUGUGUUACAGUGGAUUCUCACCUUUUUGUUUCUGGGUCCUGUUUGCGUACUUCUAAUCGCAUUGAUUGUUUAUUGCCAUCUAUGGCCCCUGAUUGCCAUCUACAUUAUCUGGAUGAUCUCUGAUUGGAAAACACCCGAGAUAGGUGGAAGACGAUCUGUUUGGAUGAGUAGAUGGUCCGUGUGGAAAUAUUUUAGAGAUUAUUUCCCCAUAAAACUCCAUAAAACUGUAGAUCUAGACCCAAGACACAAUUACAUCUUUGGAUACCAUCCGCAUGGCAUCAUGAGCAUUGGAGCAUUCUGUAACUUUGGCACAGAAAGUACUGGAUUUUCCCAAGUUUUUCCCAACCUGAAACCACAUCUCACCACAUUAGCUGGAAAUUUUAAGGUGCCUUUAUACAGAGAUUAUCUUCUGGCUGCAGGAAUGUGUUCAGUGACCCAUGCAUCCAUAGACUACCUCUUGUCCUGCCAUGGAUCUGGCAAUAUUGUGGUAAUUGUUGUGGGUGGAGCAGCAGAGGCAUUAAACUGUACCAAGAAUAAGCAUAUACUCACACUAAGGAAACGGAAGGGAUUCAUAAGGAAGGCCCUAACUAAUGGUGCCUUCUUGGUUCCCGUGUAUUCCUUUGGGGAGAAUGAAGUUCUUUGGCAGCAUCACUUUAAGCCUGGCAGCUGGAAAAAGAGCCUCCAGGAAUUAUUCCAGCAAUGGAUUGGUUUUGCUCCCUGUUUUUUCUUUGGGCAAGGAAUCUUUUCCAGUUCAUCCAAAGGAAUAAUGCCACUACGAAGAGCCAUCAACACCGUCGUUGGUAAACCCAUCCCUGUGCCCAAGACGAAUAAUCCUUCAGAGCAGCAAGUGGAUGCGUAUCAUACUCUCUAUGUAGACUGUCUGCAGGAGCUUUUUAAUGCACACAAAGAGCGCUUUGGUCUACAGCAGACUGACUCUCUGUUGCUGAUAUGAAAACAAUGUGUAACAGAACUACUGGACCAAAUAAAAAAAUGUAUCUUGAUGGCAUCAGACCGACACACAAGCAGAACAGAAUCUGAUUGAUUGAGAGGGAUCCAGAUGCCUCAAUUGGACUCGGUAAUACAAAUGAUGACAAUAUCUCAAGUCUUCCUACUGAGAGAGCCCAGUAUUUCAGAGUCCCAAAUCAACAGCCAGCUUAUAUGGAAAGAGCAAAGAUAAUGUCUGAAGGGCAGUAGCAACCAGUUUAUUUUGGUCAAAUCUGUGAAAUACGAAAUUCAAAUUGGUUGGUCGGCAUUGGUUACUGCACUUUGUCUUACUGAACAAGCCUGACUUUGUGUUCUGUAAGCAGAAGUUAAAUUGAAUGUUUUACAAUAAAGGUAUCAGUAUAAUCAAUACAAACUUAAC